CACCAGAAUCACAACUGUCAGAAAGGGUUCGACGUGUUGCAUACACUCUACCAAGGGAAUUAUUGGCAGCAAACCAACUCACUUAGCUGUCAUCAAGACUAUCAUUUUCUGAUUCAUUUUUUGACAGCGUCUCUUUUUCCAAUUCGCAAGUCAAGAUGAAGGUUGUUGGAUCUACCUGCGCGCUGAAGAGCAAGGUUGGAAGCGAGGACAUGGUUCGCUGUCUCUCUGAUCAGAGCUUGACCAUCUCCAAGUGCAAGAUCCCCUUGCUGGACGAGCAGAUGAGCGCGUUUCUCCAUGACAUGAACAGUUGCUACAGCAAGCUCAAGGAGCUGGUGCCGACUCUGCCACCCAACAAGAAGGCCAGCAAAAUGGAGAUCCUCCAGCACGUCAUCGACUACAUCUGGGACCUCCAAAUCGAGCUCGACUCACCGGGCAUGAACCGUCAGCAGGCGUCCUCCGGCUCUCGCACGCCUCUGACUACCCUCAACGCAGAGCUGAGCAGCAUCUCUGUCGAGAAUGGGUGUUCAGAUGACAGAAUCCUGUGUCGCUGAUUUCUCUGCGAGACAUCAGAAGCAGCAGCAGCAGCAGCAGCAGCAGAAUCAGUAGCAGCAGCCAGAACACGGGAUGCUGUCACCGGCGAUGUUUCGUCUCGCCCCAAACCUUGCAUCAAGAAGUGACGAGACGAAGCAUUAUUGUGGCGCCGAACUGAUAGCCUACUCCCCAAGUAGACGUGCGCAAGGAGAGACUGGUGUAGCCAGAGGUGACCGGCCAGGAGUGGAGGUCCCUGAUGUGACUUAGGUUUAGCUGUAUGGACAGUUGCCGACAUAGCAUCAACAAUCACUCUUAUAAUAUUGCCUUUUUGGAUUCCUCCAAGAGACAGUGUCAAUUCCAUUGUUCCUGUACUUUUUGUAUUUUUGAAUUCUGAACGUACACUUAGAGAAGAAUUUUAUAUUUUGCAAAAAAUGCCAACUUCUCAGAUUGCUGAGUUAUAUCUGUAUUGUAUAUUACAAUGCAUUCUAUGUGAAAUGUCAAUAUUGUUUUAUUACAAUGUACCUAAAUGAUGUUUAUAUUAAAACAAAUAGUAUUUUGGAAAA
This is a messenger RNA of Alosa sapidissima (American shad), 1094 nucleotides long. Its product is annotated as DNA-binding protein inhibitor ID-1-like. Gene Ontology annotation, cellular component: cytoplasm; nucleus. The record is from RefSeq and is a predicted model, not a curated record. The coding region runs from base 156 to 551 and encodes 131 amino acids. Gene Ontology annotation, molecular function: transcription regulator activity; protein dimerization activity. The transcript has 2 exons. Gene Ontology annotation, biological process: circadian regulation of gene expression; negative regulation of transcription by RNA polymerase II; cell differentiation. Lineage: Eukaryota; Metazoa; Chordata; Actinopteri; Clupeiformes; Clupeidae.